Messenger RNA from Lemur catta (Ring-tailed lemur), 6846 nucleotides. It is a transcript of the gene SLC43A2, whose product is annotated as solute carrier family 43 member 2. The transcript has 14 exons. The record is from RefSeq and is a predicted model, not a curated record. Gene Ontology annotation, molecular function: L-amino acid transmembrane transporter activity; neutral L-amino acid transmembrane transporter activity. Lineage: Eukaryota; Metazoa; Chordata; Mammalia; Primates; Lemuridae. Gene Ontology annotation, biological process: neutral amino acid transport; transmembrane transport. The coding region runs from base 130 to 1836 and encodes 568 amino acids.
UCAUCUUGGGGUCGGAAUAAAAGGGCUGGAAUAAAAGGGGGCAGAAAAGACGCCGGGCGGGCCCGAUACACACCAGUAGGAGCCGGGUGGCUGCAGAGCCGAAGCCAGGCCGCCGCGCCGCGCUGCACCAUGGCGCCCACCCUGGCCACUGCCCAUCGGCGCCGCUGGUGGAUGGCCUGCACGGCCGUGGUGGAAAACCUCCUCUUCUCGGCAGUCCUCCUGGGCUGGGGCUCGCUGCUCAUCAUGCUCAAGUCGGAGGGCUUUUACUCCUACCUGUGUACUGAGCCAGAGAAUGUCACCAAUGGCACGGUGUGGGGUACGGCAGAGCCGGAGCACGAGGAGGUGAGCUGGAUGAAUGGCUGGCUCAGCUGCCAGGCCCAGGAUGAGAUGCUAAAUUUGGCCUUCACUGUGGGCUCCUUUCUGCUCAGCGCCAUCACCCUGCCCCUGGGCAUCGUCAUGGACAAGUACGGCCCGAGGAAGCUUAGGCUGCUGGGCAGUGCCUGCUUUGCUGUCUCCUGCUUGCUGAUUGCAUAUGGAGCAAGUAACCCAAACUCUCUCUCCGUUCUCAUCUUCAUCGCCCUGGCUCUGAAUGGCUUUGGUGGGAUGUGCAUGACCUUUACCUCAUUAACACUGCCCAACAUGUUCGGAGACCUUCGGUCCACCUUUAUUGCCUUGAUGAUUGGCUCCUAUGCCUCCUCAGCAGUCACCUUCCCAGGAAUCAAGCUCAUCUAUGACUCUGGUGUCUCCUUCAUCGUCAUCCUUGUGAUCUGGGCUGGCUGCUCCGGGCUGGUUUUCCUCAACUGCUUCUUCAACUGGCCUCUGGAGCCCUUCCCGGGGCCGGAGGACAUGGACUACUCGGUGAAGAUCAAGUUCAGCUGGCUGGGUUUUGACCACAAGAUCACAGGGAAGCAGUUCUACAAGCAGGUGACCACAGUGGGGCGCCGCCUCAGUGUGGGCAGCUCCAUGAGGAGCGCCAAGGAGCAAGCAGCGCUGCAAGAGGGCCACAAGCUGUGCCUGUCCACCGUCGACCUGGAAGUGAAGUGCCAGCCAGAUGCCACAGCGGCCCCCUCGUUCAUGCACAGCGUGUUCAGCCCCAUCCUGCUGCUCAGCCUGGUCACCAUGUGCGUCACUCAGCUGCGGCUCAUCUUCUACAUGGGGGCCAUGAACAACAUGCUCAAGUUCCUGGUCAGCGGCAACCAGAAGACAGUCGCCCUGUAUACCUCCAUCUUCGGCGUGCUCCAGCUGCUCUGCCUCCUGACGGCCCCCGUCAUCGGCUACAUCAUGGACUGGAGGCUGAAGGAGUGCGAGGACGCCUCUGAGGAGCCCGAGGAGAAGGACGCCAACCAAGGCGAGAAGAAGAAGAAGCGGGACCGGCAGAUCCAGAAGAUCACCAACGCCAUGCGGGCCUUUGCCUUCACAAACCUGCUGCUGGUGGGCUUUGGGGUGACCUGCCUCAUCCCCAACUUGCCUGUGCAGAUCAUCUCCUUCGUCCUGCACACAAUUGUCCGAGGAUUCAUCCACUCUGCCGUCGGGGGCCUGUAUGCCGCCGUGUACCCCUCCACGCAGUUCGGCAGCCUCACAGGACUGCAGUCUCUGGUCAGCGCGCUCUUUGCUCUCCUGCAGCAGCCGCUGUUUCUGGCCAUGAUGGGUCCCCUCCAAGGAGACCCUCUGUGGGUGAACGUGGGGCUGCUCGCCCUGAGCAUGCUGGGGUUCUGCCUGCCCCUCUACCUGAUUUGCUACCGGCGCCAGCUGGAGAGGCAGCUGCAGCAGAAGCGGGAGGACGACAAGCUUUUCCUCAAGAUCAACGGUUCAUCCAACCGGGAGGCUUUCGUGUAGCGCCUACCACCUCCGAACUGGGGCCUCCUGCCUGUGCUUCAGUGACUGACCCGUGUCCUCCUCCCCACCCCAGAGGACCCCACGCACCCCCAGGACCCUCUCCUCCACCGUGUUGGAGUCCACGCUCCCUCCCAGGGCCCUGGUCUGCCUCGGAGCUCUGUGGUGUAAGGACAGGAGAGGGCCCAGGAUGGGCUGGUCUCUACUGCUAAAAGCAGGGGCUGCUCUGCUGGCUGCCCCCGAAGGACCCUGGGGCCCCGGGGCUCCACGGUGCCUGCAGGAGGAGGCUCUCUCCCUUGAGUGUCUGGAUUCUGCCUCUUGCCAAAGCAGAGGGGUCUGCCAUCCCCUGCCGCCACCUGCCUCUUGGCUGCAUGCCCACUGGCCACGCCUGCCCGAGGACAAAGGCUUGCACCGUCUGCACCCCCUCGCCUGGCCCCUCACCUCCUCCUCUGGCCAGUCUGAGGCUGCCUGAGGAAGGAAGGACCCGCUUCCUGUUGUUGGUGCUAACUCCUUUGUAAUUCCAGCCCCCCAUGGCCUGUCCUCCCAUUUGAGGGCUGUGGAGAAGGCCCCCUGGCUUCCAGCCUGGGGAAGGGAUGAGGGCCAGGUGGUCGCAGGAAGCCUCAGGAGCCAGGAGCGUGGAAGAGGCUGACCGGAGGUCCCGCGCCUCCUCCCUCAGGGCCUACGGGGGCAGCACGUUCCCACUGCCACCCGCAGGCCAGUCUGCCACCUGAAGGGGAUUAAAGGACCACCAGCGGGGCGCCCCGGCACACACAGCUGUUCCGUGGGGGUGGAAGUAAGGCUGUGGCUCACAGAUGUGGAGGUCCAGGCCUGGGCCCGGAAGUGGAUUUGUGAUGGCCCGAGGGCGGGGGCCGUGUGUGUGCAUAUGGUAUGUGUGCGAUGGGAGUGCGGGUGGGCUCUGCGGGGGUCUGCCCCUGUUCCCACCCUCCAGGCCUGCAGCAGGCCCUGCGCGAGGGAGCCGGCCUGGCUCGCAGCCAGGAGCCGGUGUGCGGCCGCGGGGCCACAGCGCCCCCUGCUGGCGGGUUCUGCCAGGGCCCUGGCGCUGUUUACGCGGGAGAGGCCCGGCCUGCCUGGCUCACCCACCCACCUUGACCGCCCCCAGAAAUGUGUCUGACACCUCCUGGGAGUGCUCAGAGGGGUGAGUUGAUUUUUUUAGGUUUUUAGUUGUUUUUUUCCUCUUUUGAAGUUUUGUCAGACUUCUUUUUAUAAAGCAAUAAAUCCAUUUUUCUCCUGGGUCAGGGAUGUCCCUUCUAGCAUAUCAGUUAAUGGCUGCAUGUGCCUGUUUUGACCUUGAGAAGAAAAGGCAGGACAGGAUUUUCUGCCACUGACCGGCCCCAGCCGUACUCAGCUGCUCACCAUCUCUCGGGGGGACUGCUGUCUUGGGAGGGGCGGUGGGCCAGGAAAAGACCUUACUUCCCCGUCCCCAAACACACAGGGCUUGUGCAGACAUCUCAGAAGUGUGGCCACCCCCCGCUCUGCUGCUUCCCUCAGCCACACAGGCUAAUCCCAACCCUUUCCAUCCCCUACACACAUUUCCUGCCCCCCUUCCACAAGCCUGAGGUUUCUCCUGAGUUCGGGACACAGGGUGAGCCCAGGAGAGCCUCGGGCUCAGAGUAGAGUCAGGGUGUGGUGGGGGAUGAAGGAGAACAGGGGAGGGCAGGCCGGGCCCGAAUUCAAGCUCUGCAUUAACACCAGGGCACCUCGAACACCCGAUCUCCUAGGCUUUAGUCCACUCAAAUAGUAAAAUCAAACUCCCCCUAACCAAAAAUCAAACCGAGCAGAAAGAAAUAGAUCCACAUUUCCCAAACCACUCCUUAGAACACUUGUUCUGUGGUAAAUUAAUGGUCAUUCUAGUUUUUUAAAAAGUUCUAUAGUCAAAUUUAGGAAAGGCUGAGUUCAAGUGAGCCUGUUACAAUGAAGCACUUGCAGCACUUUCUGCACACUUGUGGCUCAUGAACUUUGUGGCUCUCUGAGAGUGUGGCAGGUUUCCUGCUGAGGAGACAACCAGAGCCAUCGGACUCCAGGUGUGGCCCAGUGAGCACCCGCAGCAGAGGCUCCUGGGGUGCUGGUUAAAAACAUGGGCUCUAGGUCUAGGUUGUGCCUCUGACUGGGGAUUCUGGUGCCUCCCCGAGCUUGAGACCCGCUGUGGAAGAGGAGUGCAGCUCGGGAAAACAAAUGAGCUCGGGCCCUUCUAGCUGGGAAGAUGUGUUAUUGAGGUUGGCCAGACAUGGCCUGUGCUGUCCCCAGCGGUGCCCAGGCCCAGCCAAAAUGGGAGCUGCUGCCUCAUUCUCCCACCCUCCCACAGAGUGUGGCCCUUUGUGGGAAGAAGCAGGCACCGAGAAACUGGCAUUGGGGUGGAAAGCAGUUCAGGGCCAACAGUGGUUGGGGACUUGAGGCAUGAAAAUAGUCGCAGGGCACAGAGGCUGUAGCUAGCCAGAGGGGUUGGGUACUACCUGCACCCCCACCUGCUAGUCCGGGGCCAGUCAUUCUACCCUGACUUUGUACAGAGUUGGCAGUUUACAUGUUUCCCUAUGAUCACUGAAUCUUGAUGGCAAUCUAGGAGUUAAAUAGAUACUAUCCUUAUUUUAUAGCUGAAAAACUUGAUGCCCAGACAGGUACAGUAACUUGCUCAAGGUUAGAACCAAGACUCAUAUAUGGGUCUUAAGUCAUUGGAGCAGGCAAGUCCCUCUAGUCAGGGACACUGCAUUCGGAGCAGCAGCCCCGGGAGCCACCAGGCCACUGCAGCAAGGAGGCAACUGCCUGAGGAAGGGGAACCAGCCCAGGCAUAGUCUGUUUCUGGGGGCCAAGAGCUUUCUCAGAGGAAGCGGUGGGCUUGGUAGAAUCAUGUUGGCCCUGGAGGCUGAUGGGUACUUGGGGGAGCAAUUCCCUGGUGACCCCAACCCCCAAGAGGAGUACCCUGAGAUGACCAUGGCUGAUCAAAGCAGUGGGCACCCAGUGGCCGCGGCCCUCCUGUCUUCUCCCUUGUCCUCCAGGCUCCUGGUGGGAAGGAGCAGGGAGUGACGCCUGGCCCUGUGCUUUCAGAGUGAGGAAGGGGCUGGGCCAGCCUCAGGAAGACUGCCCGGAGCCCCUCUCCUCACCAGGCUCUGAGGUCUAGGCAUUCCUUUGUGGUCGGCUUCCUCCAACCCUCUAGGCCUCUGACUGCAGCUCCCACUGCCCAGGCCCGCACACAGGGAGAGCUGGCCAACAACAUGGCGCAGGCUCCUAUGGAUUCCGGUUUGCUCCAUCUGCCUUCCCCUCUUGAACCCAGUAUCGUCCUGGUCAAAGAACUACUUCUACGCAAAUCCUCCUUGUCAUGGCCCUGUGCUGUGCAGUCUGAGGACAGCGUCACAUUGCCCAAGGACACUGAAAACAGUGGGAUAUCCAGUAUUGGGUUUACGUGUGCAGGACUGUCCUAGACAGUAGCAUAGACACAUUCAGCCACGUGGGGUUUCUAAUGCCCUCGCGUGCCAACCUGUAUGAAUGUGAGCAGAUAAUGACCAGCAGUGGGAGUGCGGACAAGCUGUGGCCAUCCCGUGGUGAAGGGCUCCUGCGGGGACCUCCGAGGAGGCUUUUCCACAGAACUGGCCGCCAGGGCCGUCUAAGCAGCAGCUCCCCUCCCUCUGAAGGGUAAAAGGAUGGGCUCUCAUGGGCUCUUGGGGCAAGCAGGUACCUUAUCUGUGACAAUUACUGGAGGCCCAACUCAAGGAUGGUAUCCCACAGUCCCCGAAUAUAGACCAUGGGAUUAUGAGGGUUGGGAGCCUGGGACCCCCAAAGUAAAUGGGUUAUCCACAGGCUGCAGCCCUCCCAUGCGGUAGGGGGUCAGGGUGGGCUCUGGGAGCCUGUUCCCCCCAUGCCCUGACUCACCCCAAGGCCUGGGGUGAGGACGGAGCUUCCCGAAUGUCAUGAAGGAGGUGCAGCAUCCUUCACGUGGGUGGCCUACCAGGUUCAGGCCUCUCCCUGCCAACAUGGAGCCACCGCCCUGCCCCCUGGUCUCUGCAGUUAGUCAUUUUCACCUUCCUGGGCAGAUCCGGGGCCUCGACCCUUCUCGGAGUGAGGCUCCAUCGCCCUAUGCCAAGGAGGCAAUGAGGGAAGAGCAAAGGUUGGGGAUCUUGGUGGCCUUAGACACCAGUUGAGCUUCAGUUUCUCAUCUGUGAAAUGGAGGUAGUAAUACCUUCAUAGCGUGGCUAAGUGACCUGUAGGUGAGCACCUGCCCAGCAGCAUACCUGGCACUUAACAGUAGCAUUAUUUUUAGGACCCUGGAAGAAGGCAGCUAGCACAGGGAACGAGGCACUCCCCGUUCACCCGGCCCCCAUAACAAGAUACCCACCUGAGGGUGCUCUGACCAGGACAGGCCAUUGGCCAAGUCGAGAAAGUGAGGCCUGUAUCUGCCAACCCCUACCCUUCUCACAACCCCUCUCUAAGCAGAAGCCUUAAGAAAUGAUUCCCUUGUUUGCUUGUCUUUUGUGGCUUUCACAUUUUGGUAAGACUUGGCCAAAAAGCUUCUCAAGCUAAUUUCUGACGGGUGACAGAUUUGUGUUGAGUGGGGUGACUCAGAUCACGGUCACAUAGGCAGCAUCUCUUCACCUCCUCCUUGUGAAACUGCUUAGCUGUGCCUCUAACUCUGUGUGUGUGUAUGUAUGUGUGUGUGUCUGGGGUGUGCUCCGAGUGUGUCACGGUUCGCACGUGUGUGGAGGAGCUUGUCUGUGUGCCUUGCUUCCUGGAUGGAACAGAGGGGGAGGGUCUUGCCUUGCCGAAUCCCUUUCCAUUGCUGGAAAGAUCUUCUAGGCAGGCCUGGCCCAAGGACCCAGCCCAGGCCCUCCAAGUGGUGCCUGAAGGGUUAAUCCAUUCCCUGUAUUAACCAGGGUCAAUACAGUGUCCUUGACAACUCAGCAGCUGACCCCGACUCUUCCCUGCCCCUUUGCCAUUUCUAGCACCUGGCUUACUUCCUGGCACACAGUAAGCACUCAAUAAAUGUAUGCUGAGAAUGACUAAGAA